UUGAAGCCAAUUGGGGCACCAAACUCGAUCGUGACUCCCCUAUAUGAUUCGUCCAGCCAAUUACACAAGAUGCCUUAUCAGUAGUACUUUUAACUCUCUCUCUCUCAACUAGUGAAUUAUAGAGGGUAAUCCAAGUCUUGUCUUUGGUCGGCAUCAAGAGCCAUAUAUGCCAUUCAAGUCUGCUCUAAAAAAAAGACAUUCCCAUAAAAACUUCAUUUUCCAAAACAACACCAGAUGAUUUCACAAGAACAACAUAGGAUUGUCCAAAACAAGCAAUCAGCUAGAGAGGUAGAAGGAGGCGAUGGAGAGCAGCUCUCGUUGCCGCCGCCGCCGCCUCGGGAGGUUCCCACCCUCCCGCCGCCGUGGAACAGGCAGAUUACGGCGAGGGGAGUGGUGGCCAGCGCCGUGAUAGGGGCCGUUUUCAGCGUGAUAGCCAUGAAGCUCAACCUCACCACCGGAAUCACGCCCAACUUCAACGUCUCCGCCGCGCUCCUGGCGUUCGUUUUCGUCCGGACGUGGACGGCGGUUCUCCGCAGGCUCGGGGUCUCGUCUCCCCCCUUCACGCGACAGGAGAACACCAUGAUCCAGACGUGCGCCGUCGCCUGCUACAGCAUCGCAAUUGGAGGUGGGUUGGGAUCAUACUUGUUGGGGAUGGACAAGAAAACAUAUGAGCUAGCUGGAGUUGAGACAGAGGGAAACAAUCCAAGCAGUUACAAGAGGCUUGAGAUUGGGUGGAUGAUGGGCUAUCUUUUGCUUGUUUGCUUUAUUGGUCUUUUUGUUCUGAUUCCUCUCAGAAAGAUUUUGAUAAUCGACUACAAAUUGACCUUCCCAACUGGAAUGGCAACUGCAGUUCUCAUCAAUGGGUUCCAUGCCAAGAGCGAUCAGAUUGGAAGAAAACAGGUGAAGGGGUUCUUGAAGUUUUUUUCUUACAGUUUUCUGUGGGGUUUCUUUCAGUGGUUUUACACUGGCAAAGAUGACUGUGGUUUCUCACAGUUCCCAACUUUUGGAUUGAAGGCAUGGAAGCAAACAUUUUUCUUCGACUUCAGUUUAACAUAUGUGGGGACUGGGAUGAUCUGUCCUCAUAUUGUGAACAUAUCUCUUCUUCUUGGUGCUGUCAUCUCAUGGGGAAUAAUGUGGCCUAUUGUGGCAAGGCUGGAAGGGGUUUGGUUUCCAGCUAACAUCCCAGAAACCAGCAUGAAAAGCCUCACUGGCUACAAGGUCUUUAUCUCCAUUUCGCUCCUCUUAGGCGACGGGCUUUACAACUUUGUCAAGAUAUUGUGUUUCACUCUCUUGAGCAUUCUUGACAGGUUCAAAAAGAGAACCAAUCUUUCUGACCCGGGCAUGACGGGUGACGAGCUAAGAAAAGAUGAGAUAUUCGUUAGAGAAAGCAUCCCAAUGUGGGUUGGAGGCAUUGGGUACUUGACAUUCGCUGUCAUUGCCGUGAUCUUCAUACCCAUGAUUUUCCCCGAGGUGAAAUGGUAUUGGGUGAUCAUUGCCUAUGCAUUCGCGCCUUCUUUGGCUUUCUGCAAUGCUUAUGGGGCUGGCCUGACUGAUUUCAACAUGGCCUACAACUAUGGCAAGUUGGGGCUGUUUAUGAUGGCUGCAUUGGCUGGGAAAGAGCACGGCGUGCUGGCUGGUCUUGCUGGAUGCGGCCUUAUCAAGUCCAUUGCCAACGUCUCGUGUAAUCUGAUGAUAGACCUGAAAACAGCCCAUCUCACUCUCACCUCUCCAAGAGCCAUGUUUGUGAGUCAGGCCAUAGGCACAGUUAUCGGCUGUGUGGUCGCCCCUCUCAGCUUCUUCUUGUUCUACAAUGCCUUCGAUGUUGGCAACCCCAAAGGAGAGUUCAAGGCGCCCUACGCCCUCAUCUACAGGAACAUGGCUGUCCUUAGCGUGGAGGGCUUCUCGGCCUUGCCCGCGCACUGCUUGCAGCUCUGCUAUGGUUUCUUUGGUUUUGCAAUCCUAACUAACCUGGCGAAGGACCUUUCUCCGCGGAGGGUGGGGAAUUGGAUUCCGUUGCCGAUGGCAAUGGCAGUGCCGUUCCUCAUUGGAGGUUACUUCACGAUAGACAUGUGCCUCGGGAGCGCGAUUGUGGUUGUGUGGCACAAAAUCAAGUCCCAAAAGGCAGAGGUUCUGGUUCCGGCAGUUGCUUCUGGGAUGAUAUGUGGAGAGGGGAUGUGGAUUCUUCCUGCAUCAAUCCUUGCAUUGGCAAAAGUCUCACCCCCAAUGUGCAUGAAGUUCUUGUCUUCCUGAAACCAUCAAAUUCUUAAGUUUGUUAAUCAUGAACAUCCUCUCCUGCAAACCAAUCAAAUACUGUUAAAUCACGUAGAUAGUGUCACCUAAAGGAUCUGGUCCACCAAUUACACAAAAGGUUGGUAUACGGGGAGAUACAAGUAGUGGCACGCAAAAUUCGGAGUCGGUUGAGUUAGGUUCAUAGAGAAUAUUCAUCUGUUAUACGUUUGUAACAAUAAUAACUAGAAGUGUAAGAGCCAACACAUGUCUGGUUUACAACAAUUACUAGAAGUGUACACCAUUGUUUACUUACUGUUCUUCACUAGGUUUUUACUUGUCUGAUUCAGGAGACUAAAGUUUAUUUGUGAGUAUUUUGACAGUUCAUAUCCAACUUGAUUUGUGAAUUGUUGCUCAGAGUGUUGUACUCAAUAACUCAACCCAGAAGUUGUGGAUAGUGCAGAGGUAAUAUUGCAAUUAGGAAUACUAUAUG
Messenger RNA from Cuscuta campestris, 2719 nucleotides. The record is from the annotation of a GenBank genome assembly. NCBI's taxonomy places the organism in Eukaryota, Viridiplantae, Streptophyta, Magnoliopsida, Solanales, Convolvulaceae.